CCUGCCCCUUUGUUUCAUACUAAUAACCACAACCAAUAACCACAAAAAAGGGUCCAUUCCCAUUUUUCCAUCAUAACCAAAGGCAAAAAAUAAAAAAGCAAAAGAUAAAGCAAAGAAUUGAAGAAGAAGAAGAAAGGAUCAAAGAAAAUGCCAAAUCAAAAGCAAGGAAGUGAACAGCUACAAGCACUGAUGCAAUCUGGACAAAUUACUGAGUCAAUGAGUUUUAAUGGAACAUUAAGUAAAGAAGAUGAAGAGAUGUCCAGGUCAGCACUUUCAACAUUCAAAGCUAAAGAAGAAGAAAUUGAGAAAAGGAAAAUGGAAGUUAGAGAAAGAGUUCAAGCUCAAUUGGGUCGGGUCGAAGAAGAAACCCGACGUUUAGCUAUUAUUCGUGAGGAACUAGAAGCAUUAGCUGAUCCAAUGAAGAAAGAUGUUCAAUCAGUUCGGAAGAGGAUUGAUGCUGUUAACAAAGAGUUAAAACCCCUUGGACAGACCUGCCAGAAGAAGGAAAGAGAGUACAAAGAAGCUCUUGAGGCCUUCAAUGAAAAACACAAGGAAAAAGUACAGCUAAUAUCAAGAUUGAUGGAGGUAAGUCUCCUGGUGGGCGAAAGCGAGAAAAUGCGGUUGAAGAAGUUGGAGGAGCUGAGCAAGAGCAUUGAAACAAUACGCUGAAUAACCAGUAAAAUGCUCCCUGACUAAUUAGGCUUGUGUGAUGUAUUUAAGAAAGUUCAUUUUUCUACUUAUAUAUGUGUGUGGUGUUUGGUUGUAUUUCCUUUUUUUCCUUUUCUUUUUCUGCUUUGUUGUCUGAUCAUUUUAGCUUUUGAGGGAUGAUCAGUGUCUAAUCUUAGGUGUUGUCUAAGGGAAAGACCCUCUAAUACAGGUUUGUAACUAAAAAGUCUCAGAAUGUGGAUUCUUUUACCUUUGUCUUCA
Messenger RNA from Lycium ferocissimum, 927 nucleotides. RefSeq lists its product as uncharacterized. The transcript has 4 exons. Bases 148 to 669 code for a protein of 173 amino acids. The record is from RefSeq and is a predicted model, not a curated record. NCBI's taxonomy places the organism in Eukaryota, Viridiplantae, Streptophyta, Magnoliopsida, Solanales, Solanaceae.